AACGAAACGGUAACCAGCCCUGGGAAGCCCGCAAGAGGCCUCAGCGGUGGCCGUCCGAGAGCCGAGAGGUGAGGGUGCCCCCGCCUCACCUGCAGAGGGGCCGUUCCGGGCUCGAACCCGGCACCUUCCGGAAAAUGGCGGCUGCCAGGCCCAGCCUGGGCCGAGUCCUCCCAGGAUCCUCUGUCCUGUUCCUGUGUGACAUGCAGGAGAAGUUCCGCCACAACAUCGCCUACUUCCCACAGAUCGUCUCAGUGGCUGCCCGCAUGCUCAAGGUGGCCCGGCUGCUUGAGGUGCCAGUCAUGCUGACGGAGCAGUACCCACAAGGCCUGGGCCCCACGGUGCCCGAGCUGGGGACUGAGGGCCUUCGGCCGCUGGCCAAGACCUGCUUCAGCAUGGUGCCUGCCCUGCAGCAGGAGCUGGACAGUCGGCCCCAGCUGCGCUCUGUGCUGCUCUGUGGCAUUGAGGCACAGGCCUGCAUCUUGGACCCCCGUUCUUAUCCGGGGUUGGCCCUGACCUCUCUCUACCCACAGAACACGACCCUGGACCUCCUAGACCGGGGGCUGCAGGUCCAUGUGGUGGUGGACGCCUGCUCCUCACGCAGCCAGGUGGACCGGCUGGUGGCUCUGGCCCGCAUGAGACAGAGUGGUGCCUUCCUCUCCACCAGCGAAGGGCUCAUUCUGCAGCUUGUGGGCGAUGCCGUCCACCCCCAGUUCAAGGAGAUCCAGAAACUCAUCAAGGAGCCCGCCCCAGACAGCGGACUGCUGGGCCUCUUCCAAGGCCAGAACUCCCUCCUCCACUGAACUCCAACCCUGCCUUGAGGGAAGACCACCCUCCUGUCACCCGGACCUCAGUGGAAGCCCGUUCCCCCCAUCCCUGGAUCCCAAGAGUGGUGCGAUCCACCAGGAGUGCCGCCCCCUUGUGGGGGGGGCAGGGUGCUGCCUUCCCAUUGGACAGCUGCUCCCGGAAAUGCAAAUGAGACUCCUGGAAACUGGGUGGGAAUUGGCUGAGCCAAGAUGGAGGCGGGGCUCGGCCCCGGGCCACUUCACGGGGCGGGAAGGGGAGGGGAAGAAGAGUCUCAGACUGUGGGACACGGACUCGCAGAAUAAACAUAUAUGUGGCUGUG
This is a messenger RNA of Homo sapiens (human), 1123 nucleotides long. RefSeq names its product isochorismatase domain containing 2 (gene ISOC2). The record is from RefSeq and is marked validated. Lineage: Eukaryota; Metazoa; Chordata; Mammalia; Primates; Hominidae. The transcript has 6 exons. Gene Ontology annotation, cellular component: cytoplasm; nucleus. The coding region runs from base 135 to 800 and encodes 221 amino acids.